Papaver somniferum (opium poppy) is the source of this 963-nucleotide messenger RNA. RefSeq lists its product as uncharacterized. The record is from RefSeq and is a predicted model, not a curated record. Lineage: Eukaryota; Viridiplantae; Streptophyta; Magnoliopsida; Ranunculales; Papaveraceae. The transcript is spliced from 2 exons. Bases 1 to 963 code for a protein of 320 amino acids.
AUGUCGUCGAAUUUAGUUAGUCUGGAUUUUAUGCCACUUGAGGACUCCGGUGAAAACUAUUUAUCAUGGGCGCUCGAUGCUGAGCUGCAUCUAGAAGCGAAUAAACUUGGUCAUGUGAUUAUUGGGGGAGACUGGACGUCAGACGAACGCGCCAGAGCUGUAGCUUACUUGCGUCGUCACCUGUCCCCAACCCUGAAACAUGAGGUGGUCACCCUGCCAAAAAUUCGUGACCAAUGGAUUCAUCUGAGGUUUCGGGAUUUUAAAUCCGUAUCGGCUUACAAUUCUGAGUUGCACAAAAUCGCUGCUAAAUUUGAGAUGUGCGGUAAGCAGUUAUCAGAAGAAUCCAAGCUAGAAAAGACGCUGAGUACUUUUCAUGCUUCCGAUAUUGUACUCCAACAGUUAUAUCGGGAACGCCGUUUUACACGGUAUUCUGAUCUUAUAUGUUGUCUUCUCUUGGCUGAGCAGAAUAACGAAUUGUUAAUUAAAAAUUACGAGUCCCGUCCUUGUGGUUCUGCUCCGGUGCCCGAAGUAAAUAGGGCAUCGUAUUCUGGACAUGGACAUGAUCGUGGUAAGCAGGGUUAUCGUGGAAAGAAGCGUAAACGCGGAGGCUAUAGGCAUAGAAAUUCCAACAACCAUCUGCAUAACAAAAAUGCGGAAGCGAAGCAAGAUAAAGGGAAGGGAUCGACUUCCAAUUCUCAAAAGAAAUCUGAGAAUCCCCUCAAGAAAAAUGACGAGGGUUGCUAUUGCUGUGGUUCUAAAGACCAUUGGUAUAAAUGCUGCCGCGCGGAUCUCUGUGAGCUUCACAAGAAAAGGGAAGCAAACCUUGAGAUGAAUUUGGCAGAAUGCAAUAUUUCCACUGAAUCUCCAAAGUUAGAGGUUUCUGACUACCUACUCGAUUUUGAGGGCAAUGGAUACCAGACUGCUUUUGACCAGUUUGUAGAUGGGUUGUUUAGUGUAAAUUAA